CGAGGCGGGGUCUGAACUAGCAGGCGCGGCCUCUGCGAGCUGGGGGCGGGGUUCUGCACCGGCGGGGGCGGGGCUCUGAGUGGUCGGGGAGGGGUCUGGGCCAGCAGGCGCGGCGUUUGCGAGCUAAGGUCUGGGUUCUGCACCGGCGGGGGCGGGGCUCUGCGUGGCCGGGGCGGGCUUGGGAUCCGCGGGGCGACACCCGGUCUGGCUUGGGCAGGCUGCCCGGGCCGUGGCAGGAAGCCGGAAGCAGCCGCGGCCCCAGCUCGGGAGACAUGGCGGGCGUUAAAGCUCUUGUGGCAUUAUCCUUCAGUGGGGCUAUUGGGCUGACUUUUCUUAUGCUGGGAUGUGCCUUAGAGGAUUAUGGCGUUUACUGGCCCUUAUUCGUCCUGAUUUUCCACGCCAUCUCCCCCAUACCCCAUUUCAUUGCCAAAAGAGUCACCUAUGACUCAGACGCAACCAGUAGUGCCUGUCGGGAACUGGCAUAUUUCUUCACUACUGGAAUUGUUGUUUCUGCCUUUGGAUUUCCUGUUAUUCUUGCUCGUGUGGCUGUGAUCAAAUGGGGAGCCUGUGGCCUUGUGUUGGCAGGCAAUGCAGUCAUUUUCCUUACAAUUCAAGGGUUUUUCCUUAUAUUUGGAAGAGGAGAUGAUUUUAGCUGGGAGCAGUGGUAGCACUUUAUUCUGAUUACAGUACAUUGAAUUUCUUAGAACUCAUACUAUCUGUAUACUUGUGCACAUGCAGCAUUUUACUAUGAAAUUUAAUAUGCUGGGUUUUUAAAUACCUUUAUAUCACGUUCACUUUAAGGAAGACUUCAUAAGUAAAAGAUGAGUUUUAUUCUCAGCAAAUAGACCUGUCAAAUUUAGAUUAUGUUACUCAAAUUAUGUUACUUGUUUGGCUGUUCAUGUAGUCAUGGUGCUGUCAGACAAUAUGUUAACCCAGUCUUGUAGACAGCUGCCACCUUACGCAGUGCAUCUAAACCUUUUGCUUGGGGAUGUGCUUGGAGAGGCAGAUAACACUGAAGCAGGUCUCUCAUGGCCCAGGAAGGCAGGGGUGGAUCCCUCCUUGUGUUGUAGUCCAUGCUAUUCAAAGUGUGGCCCACAGACCAAGAGCCUCAACAUUUCCUAGGGCCUUAUUAGAUAAGUGCAGAAUCUGAAGCCCCACUCUGGACCCAGGGCAUUUUGAUGAGAUCCACAGGAGCUGUAUGCACAUGAAGGUUUGAGAAGCAUCGUCAAAGAGAAGUAAACAUCACACCCAACUUCCUUAUCUUCCCAGUGGCUAAACCACUUAACCUCUCUGGGUGUUACCUGCUCAUUUGUUUGAAAACAAAAAAAAAGUCUCACCUGCCCUCAUGCUGAGGACAAGUUCAGAUGUUCAAGCCUAUAAUAUUUAGGCUGUUCCUCAAAUUUGUGAAAAGUGUUCUCAGAAUUGGGAGAUAGUCAAAGGGUACAAAGCCUCAGGAGGAAUAAGUGUGAUUUUUUUUUUUUAAGAUCACUUGCACAGCAUGCUAAAUAUAGGAAUAAUUGAAUGUAUAUUUCAGUAUUGCUAAGAGAGUAAAUUUCUAAUGUUUUCAUUAAAAAGUUAAAUAUUUGAGGUCAUACGUUAAUUAGUGUAAUCAUUCCACCUUAUAUUCAAAACUCAUAACACCAUAUUGUACCCUAUAAAUAUAUACAAUAAUUUGUAAAUAUAUAAUCAAAAUAAGUUAAAAAAAAAAAAAACCCCUCUCCCCUAAAACAAUUCUCAGUGGCGAACAGAUAUAUCUUCUCAUCUGAAAGGCAAUGCCGGGGGAAGAGCUCCACUGAGAUGUGGGCUGGGAGGCUGGGCUGGAGCCAGCCCCUACAUUAGCAGGAGGGGAAUAAUAGAUAUGUGACUCUUUUACAUUUCCUUUAUGAUCUGGCGCUUCUCCCCAGCUCCUUCCCUCUGCCCCCCACCCCUACUCUUCAACAGUUUGGUUUGCCCUGACUUCUCUACGACUCUGGCUUUUUCCUGAAGUGAUACAGGAGCCAUGUAAGCACGCAGUGGAUGAACUGCUUAAUUCCACUACAUGUUGAUGUACUUAUUGUCUUCUAUUCUGUAGGUCUUUUCUAUAUAACUUUAUGCCACCCUUAAAUGAAUCAUUGGGUAUACAUGUCAUGUUGGAUCCUGUAAUCACAGUUUUCCCAGCUCAUCUUUUUCUAAGAUCUGUUGAGAAAGGGAAAUAUGGGAAGGAGAACCAUUUGAUCAGAAUACAACCAAUAGUCUUUAAGCAUUUUUAAAGUAUGAAACUGAAAUACAUUCAAAACACUUAAUCCUUGAGGCUUGUGAUCUGAGUAAUUAGCGGAUAUGAUGCUGGGACCAGAAAAUAGAAAGUAAUAACUAAAGGGUUAAUGUGCAACAUUAUUUUUUGGACUUGUGCAUGAUUUUAUGUUUUCAAUGUCCUGUGUACAUAUAGAAUUGUUAAAGUUGUUGUUUCCAAUAUUUAUAUUAGAAAAAUUAUUUAGAUACUUUAUAAUUUUAACCAGCAUUUUUUAAUGACACUUGCAUUUAUUGUAUUGUAAUAAAUUUCACUUUUAACUUUAAAA
This is a messenger RNA of Chlorocebus sabaeus (green monkey), 2555 nucleotides long. RefSeq names its product leptin receptor overlapping transcript (gene LEPROT). Gene Ontology annotation, cellular component: endosome. NCBI's taxonomy places the organism in Eukaryota, Metazoa, Chordata, Mammalia, Primates, Cercopithecidae. The record is from RefSeq and is a predicted model, not a curated record. Gene Ontology annotation, biological process: late endosome to vacuole transport via multivesicular body sorting pathway; negative regulation of growth hormone receptor signaling pathway.